AAAACCUCUCCCAACCAGGCUGAUGGCAGGAGGGACUCUACUACACGUGUGAGUCUGAUAAUUCAACCAACAAAAGGGCCCCUUUACUGGGCGGCUUCCAGCAACAGAGGCAGAAGUUCCUAAAAGCAGCCAGAGGCUUUUUAUGGUGCCCACACACUGCCUUUCUCCUCUGACCCGGCUGAGACUGCUGCUCUGAGAGGAGACCCCCGACUCAGAGAGAACCCCCGCCUGCCGUCAGAGGCUGAAAGGGCCCUGGAGGCUUUUCUCGGUUCCUGUCUAUUCCAGCAGCCCCAGAGGUUCUGAAGCCCUCCCAUGAAUCCUCAGAAGAAGGUGGACCUCAAGCUCAUCAUCAUCGGAGCCCUGGGUGUUGGAAAGACUUCCCUCCUCCACCGAUUCGUGCACAAGACAUUUUACGAGGACUAUCAGACCACACUGGGAGCCAGCAUCCUCUCCAAGAUUAUCAUACUGGAUGACACAACUUUGAAGCUACAGAUCUGGGACACAGGAGGACAGGAGCGAUUCCGCUCCAUGGUGUCUACAUUCUACAAAGGCUCUGAUGGCUGCAUCCUGGCUUUUGACGUCACUGACCUGGAGACCUUUGAAGCCCUGGAAACCUGGAGGGGUGAUGUCCUGGCCAAAACCAUUCCAAUGGAGCAGUCCUACCCCAUGGUGGUGCUGGGGAACAAGAUCGAUCUGGCAGACCGGCAGGUGCCACAGGAGGUAGCCCAAGACUGGUGUAAAGAGAAGGAUAUUCCCUAUUUUGAAGUCAGUGCCAAGAAUGACAUCAAUGUGGUACAAGCCUUCGAGAUACUGGCCAGUCGGGCUCUGUCAAGGAAGUGUCAGGAUUUUAACUACAAUCAGCUCAGUGGAGUGAGUGGGCCCUGCAGAUGGGGCCAACUGGAGGACUGGAUGGUGUCCUGGGUGGUGCAGCCCCGAGCCCGCACAGCAGACCUGGGCAGUGCUGCGGGAAGGAGCCUCAGGCACCUCAGCGAGGGGACUCUGCUCUUUCAGGGUGAGGAGCUGGGGAAGGCCUGUGGUGCGCUGGGCCGGGUCUGCAAGCAGUGGGCUAGGAUCCUCCCCAGCGGAGGGGAAGAUGGAACUGGGGUGUGGAGACUUCCCCAGAGGGACAGGCUUUCACUGGGAGACACUGCCCCCCACUCUCCAGCACUAAUCUUUCCUAAUGAAAAUAUAUAUAUAUAUAUAAAACAAAUAAAAUUCUAAAAGCUCCAAAGAAUUUGCUGAGGGCUACUCAAGGCCCAUCAUCCAAGCUGACUAAGGGUAGCUGGUGCUCUGCUGGCCCGGACACCCUACCAAGGAGCGGGUGAGAAAUGGGGGCUCUUCAAGAAGCAAACAGUGGGAAGAAGGCCUGGGUUCCAGGCCCGGUGCACUGAGCUCUGUGCUGUCAGGCUAACCUACUACUCUCUGUCUGGCAGUGGCAGCGAGUGACGGGGCAUCAGGGGACCUUCUCGUUUGUCUUGGGGGGUGACCAUCAUGAGGGUGCCGCAGGCAGGUCUGACACAGCCUCCUGGGGUCCAGAGUCACCGGCACUAAGGGUUUGGUUGACAUUCACCAGCUGGGCACCAUGGCUGGAGCCCAGGAGCCAUGGAGGAGAAAAAAAUCAGUGAAGGCACAACCGCUCUUCUGGAAAUCGUCCCCGCAGAGGGGCACUUGAGACAGACAGCCCCACAGGGGGCUCUGCCCAGCUCAGGUCCACACCAGUGGGUCCACUUACCCACUCACCUUCACACACACACCACCGGCUGCGGGGAGAACAUGAACGCUGGGAGCUCGGAGACUGGGGGGAGCCUUGGCCAAGGAAAGAGAUGUGAUCCCUCGAAGAAGAGACCCUUCAGUGUGUAGAACCCAUCUCCUUGAGGAAGGACGCCCUCACCCUUGAACCAAGCUGGGUGGGUCAUAGGUGAGGAGUGGCCAGCUGGGUGGGGAGAGGCUUGUUAGACUGAGAAGGGGCUUUCUCUGGACCUCGUUGGGACAGGAGACUUUGGGAGGGCGAGCAAAGAAGCAAAAAGGCCCAGGAGAAACAUUGAGUCUGUUUUAG
Physeter macrocephalus (sperm whale) is the source of this 2056-nucleotide messenger RNA. It is a transcript of the gene RAB7B, whose product is annotated as RAB7B, member RAS oncogene family. Gene Ontology annotation, molecular function: GTP binding; GTPase activity. The record is from RefSeq and is a predicted model, not a curated record. The transcript is spliced from 7 exons. Gene Ontology annotation, biological process: phagosome-lysosome fusion; endosome to lysosome transport. Gene Ontology annotation, cellular component: phagocytic vesicle; lysosome; late endosome. Lineage: Eukaryota; Metazoa; Chordata; Mammalia; Artiodactyla; Physeteridae. The coding region runs from base 313 to 1221 and encodes 302 amino acids.